AUGUCUCUGCUUGACAAUAACUCUAAUGAGGAACUCAAGCCUAUUCUGGAAGCUCGUCAAUGGAAACUACUUCCAAGGGAUGGUACGGACGAUAAACGAUGGAUCUUUAUCAACAAUCACAAGGCCUUUGUAAAGUCAACCAAUAUCAAAGAGAAGGUUACAUUCGAUGCAAUGGCGAAGAGUGCAAAUGCCUUCAAGCCGUCUGUUGGUGGAUUCUUUAUACAAACACCCAUCAGUUUGCAUCCCGAUGUCUAA
This is a messenger RNA of Mesocestoides corti, 255 nucleotides long. The record is from the annotation of a GenBank genome assembly. NCBI's taxonomy places the organism in Eukaryota, Metazoa, Platyhelminthes, Cestoda, Cyclophyllidea, Mesocestoididae.